AUGCAAGCAGCUAUCGAAGAUAUGCAAUAUCUGCAGUUUCCAUUACCGCCUGUGCCGUUCAUGAAUCCUUAUUUGGGUACAAUGCAGUACUGCUACUACCCAGUUAUUCCCUUCCCCAUGCAUGAUCCUGACCCUGUUCCUGCACCUGAUGUUAUUUAUCAGGUUUGGAAGAGCAAUUUAACGCACGAGUUCAAACGAAUUUGGAAUCUAAUUAGCCAAGGUGGCCGCUUGUUCGCUUCUAUAGACACAGAAUACCCUGGCACACUUUAUAAAUCCGACAAAGGUCGUCUCGAUGACCCUGAUUACAUGUAUGACAUGAUGAGGAAGAAUGUGAAUGAGACCAACAUAAUCCAGUUAGGUCUCACACUCGCAGACCUUCACGGAAACAGAUACACCUGGGAGUUCAAUUUCAGCGACUUUGAUAUUGUCCGUGAUCGUCAAGACAAGGACUCAGUCGACUUUCUUAUGCGUCAAGGAAUCGAUUUCCGCAAACACAAGAAGGAUGGCAUUCCUUCGCAUAAAUUUGCAAGAAAGUGUUUGGAAGCUGGGCUGUUGGGAAACAAAUUAGUAGUAUGGGUGGGUUUCCAGAUCUUAUAUGAUUUGGGAUACUUCACCAAGAUCCUCACAGGGCAAAACUUGCCAGACAAGUUUGAUACGUACAUGGAGUUUGAAAGGGACUACUUUGGGGAUAGGGUGUAUGAUGUCAAGGACAUGAUCAGGGAGUACAACAAGAGUGACAGCAGCAGGGACUCAAAUCCGAAAUUACAUGGAGGUUUGGACAAAGUGGCGGAGACGCUGGGGAUUCCUCGUGUGGCUGGGAAGAGUCACCAGGCCGGCUCUGAUAGUCUCUUGACAUAUCUAACCUUUCUCAAGCUCAACCACAUAUGUAUGUAUAACAGUAUAACAAGUUAG
Messenger RNA from Fragaria vesca subsp. vesca, 912 nucleotides. Its product is annotated as probable CCR4-associated factor 1 homolog 11-like. Gene Ontology annotation, cellular component: CCR4-NOT complex; CCR4-NOT core complex; P-body. Lineage: Eukaryota; Viridiplantae; Streptophyta; Magnoliopsida; Rosales; Rosaceae. The record is from RefSeq and is a predicted model, not a curated record. Bases 1 to 912 code for a protein of 303 amino acids. The transcript has a single exon. Gene Ontology annotation, molecular function: nucleic acid binding; poly(A)-specific ribonuclease activity.